AUGUCGGGAGCAUGGCAUAUCAAUGGAUGGGACGCGCCUAAGAUCAUGAAGGGCCGCAGGAUGCUUGUCGAUGGUAGAACUCUGCAGGAAGAGGGGAUCUGUGACCGAUGCAUCCUCUCCCCUGUGUAUGAUUCGCACAUGUACAGCGUGCCAGUGCUUGACCCUGACUUCUAUGGUGACAUGUUCAUGAUGCAAGACGAAAGUUGCAAGCCGCCAUGUGAAACUAUUGAUUCCGGCCUGCAGCACCUGCAGCAGGGGCUGAGCAGCUUCUGGACGGCCGCGUGCGACCUGGCGCAGCAAGCUCGUGUUGGCAUCUCAGUGAGACAGGAGGAGGACUUGAGCUUCGUGGUCGAUGGGAUCGCUCCGGGAAGCAACGCAGACACGUCCAGCCUGCUUCAGCUGGGCGAUCGCAUCGAGCAAGUCGAAGACACCCCGUGUAUCCAGACAGAUGGGCUGACGGAGGACGAUCUGAAGAGGUUGAGGGAGCAUGUGAAGAAUGCCAAUGAAGCGAAUCUAGACGACCAUGAUGAAGAAUGCAUCAGAACUGCAGGCGGUGCUGCUUCUCUGUGUCCUGCAACUUUUGUCGUCCUCACCUGUGACCCUCAGAUCUGA
This is a messenger RNA of Guillardia theta CCMP2712, 612 nucleotides long. RefSeq lists its product as hypothetical. Gene Ontology annotation, molecular function: protein binding. Lineage: Eukaryota; Cryptophyceae; Pyrenomonadales; Geminigeraceae. The transcript has 3 exons. The record is from RefSeq and is a predicted model, not a curated record. Bases 1 to 612 code for a protein of 203 amino acids.